Molecule: messenger RNA, 869 nt
Organism: Diabrotica balteata
Lineage: Eukaryota; Metazoa; Arthropoda; Insecta; Coleoptera; Chrysomelidae
Source: the annotation of a GenBank genome assembly
GACGUUUACUAAAAAACAAAAAUAAGUUUAUCUGAUUAUCUAUGUAUAUAGUUUUCAUAUUAAUAAUGUAAUUAUACUAUUCGUAUGAAAGAUGUUUACGUUAAUUUAUGGAUUUUAUAAGCACAUGGUACAGAAAGAUGAAUAUUGUGUAUUAAUUUUGGGCCUCGACAAUGCAGGUAAAACGACCUAUUUAGAAGCUGCAAAAACUAAACUUACUAAAAACUAUAAAGCAAUUCACCCUACGAAAAUUACCACAACUGUAGGUUUAAACAUAGGCAAAGUAGAUGUAGGAGGAAUAAGAUUAAACUUUUGGGAUCUAGGAGGACAAAACGAAUUGCAGAGUCUUUGGGAUAAGUAUUAUGAAGAAUCCCAUGCUGUAAUUUACAUAGUGGAUUCUUCAGAUAGAGAAAGAAUGGAUGAAUCUAAAGACAUAUUUGAUAAAAUGAUAGCCAGUGAAUAUUUAAAAGGCAUUCCACUAUUAGUAUUAGCAAAUAAACAAGAUAUACCAGAAUGCAUGGGAGUACGAGAAGUAAAACCAAUAUUUAAUAAAAAUGCACAUCUCAUUGGAAAAAGAGAUUGUAUGGUUAUGCCGGUUUCAGCUUUAACUGGAGAGGGAGUUGAUGAAGGUAUUCGUUGGUUAGUGGAUUGUAUAAAAAGAAAUUCGUAUUUAAGACCACCUAGGAAUCAAGAAGAAAUGUAACGCAGCUUACAAGGAAAAUGACUGAGCUUUGUAAAAAGUAUUACCUCAUACUGCAUAUACGAUGUAUAAAACACAUUUAGUAAGAAAUCGUCGAAUUAUGAGUUGUAUAUAAGAUUCUAUUGUACAUUUUUAUAAUCAAGGAACAUUUAAAUAUAUAAAAUGACAAGUC